AUGGAUAGCUGGGUCUUGGGCACAGCCAGUAAUGGAGAAACAAAGCUAGUGUACCCAGUCAUGGGGAAGAUGGAGGAAGGUGGCACCCUGGAAUGGGGGCACUGGAACAACAGGAUGGAGUUUGUGCUGUCUGUGGCCGGGGAGAUCAUUGGGCUGGGCAACGUCUGGAGGUUUCCCUAUCUCUGCUACAAAAAUGGGGUAGGUGCUUUUUUCACCCCCUACCUCAUCUUCCUUUUUACCCGUGGCAUUCCUAUCUUCCUCUUGGAGACAGCACUGGGUCAGUACACAAGCCAGGGAAGCAUCACAGCCUGGAGGAAGAUCUGCCCCAUCUUUGAGGGCAUCGGCUACGUCUCCUAGAUGAUCCUCUUGCUCCUCAACACCUACUACAUCAUUGUCCUGGCCUGGGCCCUCUUCUACCUCUUUAGCAGCUUCACCAUCGACCUUCCCUGGAGAAGCUGCCGCCACAAGUGGAAUACAGAGCACUGUGCGGAGUUCCAGAGGAUCAAUGGCUCCCUGAAUGUGACCUCUGAGAAUGCUACCUCUCCUGUCAUUGAGUUCUGGGAGAGGUGGGUCCUGCAGGUAUCUGAUGGCAUCCAGCACCUGGGGGCCCUAUGCUGGGAACUAGCUGUGUGCCUCUUGCUCGCCUGGGUCAUCUGCUACUUCUGCAUCUGGACGGGGGUCAAGUCCAUGGGCAAGGUGGUGUACUUCACAGCCACAUUUCCUUACCUCAUGCUGGUGGUCCUAUUAACUCAAGGGGUGACACUGCCGGGGGCAGCCCAAGGGAUUCAGUUUUACCUGUACCCAAACUUCAUACACCUGUGGGAUCCCCAGCUUUCCUGCCUUUUCCCUGUGUCUGUGUGGAUGGACAGGGGCACCCAGAUCUUCUUCUCCUUCACCAUCUGCGUCAGCUGCCUCACAGCCCUAAGCAUCCACAACUGCUACAGGGACUGCAUUGUCCUCUACUUCCUCAACAGUGGCACCAGCUUUGUGGCCAGAUUUGCCAUCUUGUCCAUCCUGGGCUUCAUGUCCCAAGAGCAGGGGGUGCCCAUCUCCAAGGUGGCCAAGUCAGGAGAGUGCCCCGGCCUGGCUUUCAUUGCCUACCCCCAGGCAGUGGCGAUGCUGCCUUUCUCGACUCUCCGGGCCUGCUUCUUCUUCUUCAUGAUAACCCUCCUGGGACUGGAUAGUCAGUACGUGUGUGUAGAGAGCCUAGUGACGGCGCUGGUGGACAUGUACCCCUGGGUGUUCUGUAAGAAGAACCGAAGGGAGGCCCUCAUUCUUGGAGUGCCUGUCGUCUCCUUCUUUGUUGGGCUAGUCAUGGUCACGGAGGGCGGUAUGUAUGUGUUUCAUCUCUUUGACUACUAUGCAGCCAGCGGCAUGUGCUUCCUGUUUGUUGCCAUCUUCGAGUCUCUCUGUGUGGCUUGGGUCUAUGGAGCCGGGCACUUGUAUGACAACAUUGAAGAUAUGAUUGAUAACAGGCCUUGGCCUCUUAUCAAAUAUUGUUGGCUCUUCUUCACACCGGCUGUGUGCACAGCCACCUUCCUGUUCUCCCUGGUCCAGUACACCCCGCUGACCUACAACAAGAAGUACACGUACCCUUGGUGGGGGGAUGCCCUGGGCUGGCUCCUGGCGCUGUCCUCCAUGGUCUGCAUUCCUAUCUGGAGCUUCUACAAACUCAGCGCUCUCAAGGGCUCCUUCAGAGAGAGACUUCGCCAGCUUGUGUGCCCAGCUGAGGAACUGGCCCAGUGGAGCCAAGCAGGACCCUCUGUCCCUGCCUCACCCAAGACAUCACUUCUCAGACUCGUAGAACUAGAGUCCCACUGCUAG
Molecule: messenger RNA, 1824 nt
Organism: Artibeus jamaicensis (Jamaican fruit-eating bat)
Lineage: Eukaryota; Metazoa; Chordata; Mammalia; Chiroptera; Phyllostomidae
Gene: SLC6A13
Product: solute carrier family 6 member 13
Biological process (GO): neurotransmitter transport; sodium ion transmembrane transport
Cellular component (GO): plasma membrane
Molecular function (GO): gamma-aminobutyric acid:sodium:chloride symporter activity
Source: RefSeq, a predicted model, not a curated record